AUGGCCGCAUGUUGAACUACACUAUUUUCUUUACUGUUCGCCAAAAGAAGGGGAUUUUAACGUGAUAUGUGAUAAUUUUAACGUCAAUUGCAUUGCAAGACUACUUAUCUUCGUGACGCAAAUUAUCUGUAAGUGGAUUGAAGAUGAUGCAUCACCCGAACAUGCAUCAUCAAGCGAUGUCGGGGCACCCACCGCAGCACAUGGCAGGUCAUCAGGGAAUGCCAGGCCAUCAUCAGAUGCCGCCUCAUCAGCUGCACAGGGAAAACAGGCACGUUACCCUUACUAGGGUGCCGCUGGGUCCGUCGGGCGGCGGUCACGGCCACGGGCACGGGCACGCGCACGGCCACAGCCACGGCCAGGCGCUGGGCGCGCUGGGCGGCGUGGCGGUGCACCCCGCCCCCGCGCCCGCGCCCCCCCGCCCCCCGCCGCACGCCGCCCGCGCCAUGCACCAUCCGCCGCAGCAUCACGCCGCCGCUAUACCACCGCAACAGAUGAAGCCGAUGCGUCGACCGUACGGGAUGGGCGGCGCGUACGGGCCUGGGGCCGGCGUGCUGCCCCCGCCCUACCCCCCGCAGCCCCGCCACCAGCCGCCUCCUCAUCACCCGCACGCAGUAACUUAUGAAGCGGUUAUCACGGCAGGGGCCAAGAUGAACGGUGACGUGUAUACGAUGGUGUCCGGUCCGCCUCACGUGCCGCCCGCGGCGGCCAGCGAGGCGGCGGCGGCCGGGGCGGCGGAGGCGCGCGGGGAGGGGGGCGCGGGGGCGAGCGAGGGCGGCGCGGGGGCGGGGGGCGACAGCGAGGCGGCUCGCCCGGCGCCCCCCGCCGCGGCCAACAGUAAAGAGAAGACUCCUAUGUGCCUGGUCAAUGAGCUGGCCAGGUACAAUAAGAUUAAGCAUCAAUACCGCCUCACGUCAGAGACGGGACCCGCGCACAAGAAAGUGUUCACGGUAACACUCCGAUUGGGUGAUACUGAAGAAUACACUGCGGAGGGUUCGUCGAUAAAACGUGCGCAGCACGCGGCGGCUAGCACUGCCCUGGGGGCCACCAGCUUCCCGCCGCCGCCCCCGCGCGCCCCCCAGCCGCACGCCCCCGCGCACGCCCACCACCGGCACUCAGGUGACACCGCCACGGCACCAUGCCACCACACUACCGCACUACCGCGACCCGACCAGCGGAAAAAGAAUUAUUCGGGUUCAAAUGUCACAAAAAUAGGUCGUAACGUCGUUCAGGAGCCUAUCUAUCGGACCUGUCGUGAUUCUGUUCAAUCGAAGUCUGUCGAAAAAUUACGGAUAUUAUCGGGGCUCGAAAAUUAUAAAUUAAUAAAUUAUACGGGGAAAGAUCCUCUACGGGAGGAAGGCGGGCUCCGGAACUCUCCCGAGUUUCGCCGUCGACCGAGACGACGUCCCCGGACGAGGUUCCGGUCCAGUAGAUUUCGGGCGGACCGGUGAAGCGAUCAAGCGUGAGGUACAGGAUCCGUGACCCGGCAGGUGCAGUGAUGCCGACGGUGGAGCUGAACGCGCUCGCGAUGAAGCUGUGCCAGCCGGCCGUGUACACGUCCAUCCCGCCGGUGGCGGCGCGCGGGGGCCGCGCGCGCCCGCCGCCCUACCGGUUCCCGCUGGGGCUGGGCGGGGGCGGGGGCGGGGGCGGCGCGGGGCUCGUGUACCGCGUGCGCGUGGCCGUGGGGGGCCGCGCCUGGCUGGGCGAGGGGGGCACGCCGCAGGCCGCGCGCCACGACGCCGCCGCCCGCGCGCUGCACGACCUGCGCCCGCCCCCGCCCCACGCCGCCCACGCCGCCCACCAUGCCCACGCCGCCCACGCCGCGCCGCCCCCCGACCUGCCGCCGGACGCCGACAACGGUGAGUCCCUAUUGUAUAUACAGCCGUUUGAAAGUUUUAUAAGAU
This is a messenger RNA of Diatraea saccharalis (sugarcane borer), 1901 nucleotides long. Lineage: Eukaryota; Metazoa; Arthropoda; Insecta; Lepidoptera; Crambidae. The record is from the annotation of a GenBank genome assembly.